AUGUUUGGCAGCUCCCUCCCCUGCCGGGUGACAAGCGGAGUGCGGCGGGCAGAGGAGGGAGCUCCUUCGGCCACACGGUGGCGCGCGCGCCUCGCAAGGCCAGGGCUGCCACAGCUCCGCACCUCCCUGCCUGUCCAGCCCCACCCGCGCCCCGUAGCUGGAGCAGCCGCGCCCCCAGCCCUCCCAGGCGGGACAGCCGGGAGUACGCCUCGAGGGCGCGGGUCUAGGGGCAGCCGUGUCCCGCCGGCGCUGGAGGUGCUGCCGGCUGCGGGCGGCCCGGGCUCCAGGCUCCUCCUCCCGCCAGCCCCCCACCCUCCGCCCCUCCGCGGCUCGGCUGUGCAAACUGAAGGCUUCCCGGAGCAGCCUGGCAGCGGCGGCGGGCGCAGCGCAGGCCGCCUUCGGGCAGCCGCGGCGGCAUCGCUAGAACAGCCCAGGGGCGCCGCAGAGCCUGGCGCGCCCUACUCCGCUGGGAGAGGAGAGAAGCCGGGGGCUGCGGCUGGGCGAGGGGGAGGAAAGUGCGAAGAGCUGAUCCGCUGCCUGCGGCGCGCCGAGGCCGAGAAGGUGAGCGCGAUGCUGGACCACAGCAACCUCAUCCGCGAGGUGAACCGCCGCCUGCAGCUGCACUUGGGCGAGAUCCGCGGGCUCAAGGAUAUCAACCAGAAACUCCAGGAGGACAACCAGGAACUGAGAGACCUCUGCUGUUUCCUGGAUGAUGACCGGCAGAAAGGCAAAAGGGUGUCCCGGGAGUGGCAGAGACUAGGCCGCUACACGGCCGGGGUGAUGCACAAGGAAGUGGCCUUAUACCUGCAGAAGCUGAAGGAGCUGGAGGUGAAGCAGGAGGAGGUGGUGAAGGAGAACAUGGAGCUCAAGGAGCUCUGCGUGCUGCUGGAUGAGGAGAAGGGCGCAGGCUGCGCCGGCAGCCGCUGCUCCAUCGACAGCCAGGCCAGCCUGUGCCAGCUUGCUGCCACCACUGCGCCCUACGUGCGGGAUGUGGGCGAUGGCAGCAGCACGUCCAGCACGGGCAGCACAGACAGUCCCGACCACCACAAGCACCAUGCGAGCAGCAGUAGCCCCGAGCACCUGCAGAAGCCCCGAAGCGAGGGCAGCCCGGAGCACGCCAAGCACAGGAGCACCAGCCCCGAGCAUCUCCAGAAACCCAGGCCCUCUGGGACUCCAGAUCACCCCAAAGCACUCAAAGGAUCUAGCCCAGAGCACCACAAACCCUUGUGCAAGGGCAGCCCCGAACAGCAAAGGCACCCGCACCCAGGGAGCAGCCCAGAAACGCUUCCUAAGCACGUGCUGAGUGGGAGCCCUGAACACUUCCAGAAGCACCGGUCAGGGAGCAGCCCUGAACAUGCCAGGCACAGUGGAGGGAGCCCGGAGCAUCUUCAGAAACAUGCUCUCGGCGGGAGCCUGGAGCACCUCCCCAGAGCCAGGGGCACCAGCCCUGAGCACCUCAAACAGCAUUACGGGGGAAGCCCUGAUCACAAGCACGGAGGAGGCGGUGGAGGCGGGGGAGGCAGCGGGGGAGGCAGCAGAGAGGGCACCCUCAGAAGGCAGGCGCAAGAGGACGCGUCACCCCAUCACCGCAACGUCUACAGUGGCAUAAACGAAUCAACCUUGUCCUAUGUUAGGCAGCUGGAGGCAAGAGUAAGACAGCUGGAGGAAGAAAAUCGCAUGCUGCCCCAGGCUACCCAGAAUAGAAGGCAACCUCCAACUAGAAACAGCUCAAAUAUGGAGAAAGGCUGGGGGCCCAGAGCCCAGCGGGUGUUGCAGUGGUGGCAAGGGUGCCGAGGAAUAGGACGAUGCCUGCCCACUCUCCCGGGCUCUUUUAGGUUGUCAUCAGGGGCUGAUGGGAGUAACAGUUCCCCCACCUCUCCAGCUAGCUUCAGUGGACACACCACACCUGCUCAGCAGCCUGAACCUGUGGUACAUUCUCUGAAGGUCUUGGAUGUUCAGGAAACUAUAGAUCGUCCACAGGGUAAAGAGUAUGAACAUGACCUUAGUGAGACAGAAAAAGCUAUAGUCAGAGAAAUGUGCAAUGUUGUGUGGAAGAAACUUGGAGAUGCUGCAGGUUCAUGUCCUGGAAUUAGGCAACAUUUGUCAGGAAACCAGUACAAAGGACCAAUGUGAGAAUCCUUGUUUUGUAAACAUGAGAUCACCACUGCCAGAAAGAGAUAAAAACAUAAAAAAAAAAAAAGAAAGAAAGAAAGAAAAGAAGAAGAAGAAAAAGAAAGAGUGUGUAUCUGCAAACCUGGACUUAUGAAAUAAUAAGGAGUGAUUGAUUGUACAUUGCACAUAUCUCCCCUCUAAAACGUCCGUACAACUCCCCUCCUCAAGCUAAUACUCUGUGUCUCUCACUUCAGUAUCUAUAAGAGUUGAUCUCUAACAAAGUAGCUUUGAAAAUCACCAUUUUGGUACCAGUGUUUUCAUUAGAAUUAGAAUAUUUUUACCUCCCCAGAGCUAAUGUUGUUAUUGGGAAAUCUGCACAGAUGAGACAGAGUUGACUGUUGCAUAGAUCAGCAGGUGUUUUCUACCAUGUUGUACUGAAGCUACAACAAGGUGUUUUCUGGCUUCUCGAGUCUGAGAGUUGGACACCGACCUCUUAACACUUCAGUCAACAGAAUACUAGGUUGUGACACACAUUUAAUUUGUAUGCAAGAUAAGAUUACAUUUCCGGGGUUUUGUUUUGAUGGUUGAGGUGCUAAAAAUACCACGUAAAUUCUCCCUACCAGCUAGAAGGAUAGUAAGACUUUGUAGAGUAUGUGUGUCAGACAGUACCAUU
Molecule: messenger RNA, 2785 nt
Organism: Otolemur garnettii (small-eared galago)
Lineage: Eukaryota; Metazoa; Chordata; Mammalia; Primates; Galagidae
Gene: CCDC85A
Product: coiled-coil domain containing 85A
Exons: 8
Coding region: 1-2133 (710 amino acids)
Biological process (GO): negative regulation of DNA-templated transcription
Cellular component (GO): nucleus
Source: RefSeq, a predicted model, not a curated record